AUGUGAUUCAAUAGUCUGAAAGUACGCGGAAACCCUUCAUCAAAUUGCAUCGGUCUCGCGAUUUUAUUUUGAGCGAUACAAUUGUCAUUGACAAGAACACAUCGGAAUGAUUUUGUGGUAUUCAUCGCUGUGUUUUGAUUAUAUUCAGGCCUUCGUAAUGCAAGCAGGUACUGUUACAUGGGAUCUGGAAGAGAGCCUUCGGUAACUAUAAGAGAUUUGCUAAUGAAGUCUGCAUGCAGCCCAUCGCUCGUUACUAAGAUACAAAAUGAAUUACUUCGAAGAUUCUUGAAUAACCAACCCUGACUCGCUUUCCAUAGCAACAUGUUUAUUUGCAGAAUACAUUCUCACUAUGUUGCUCAUCACCAACAAAGAGUACAACGUGUACAAACCUUCGCUUAAAAAAUAUACUGGAUGACGUCAUUGAAGUUUUCAGAGAAGUCGAAUCGGUGUUGCUCUUGAUUCGUCGGCACUUCACUUUGACUGACAGAUGUUCGAUUGACCUUUAUUAUCUAACGCAGCGACUGACCUAUAAAGGAAUAUGAGCGUAACUGAAUAUGGCAGUACCACGUCGAUGCCUCCUUUCUACGCCACCGGACCAACAUACUCCCCUGAUUCCCGGCAGUCGGUGGCUGGUGUCACGGCGAUCGCCAUUACCGCUGUUCUCUCCAUUCUGUGCAAUGUCUUGAACCUCAUCCUCUUGCCCCAUCUACCAGAGCUUAAUGAAGUAAAUCGGGUGUUCUACAUGUCUUUGGCACUCAUUGAUCUUGCCACAGGUAUCAUACUGCUUCCAAUGAGUGUUGCCGCAGUUGGAGGAGAGUGGCCGUUCGGUAGUCCACUCUGUAAAUCGUUGGGUUAUUUACUGACAGUGAGCACUGGACUCUCGUCAUCAACUGUGUUUUAUUUGAAUGGUGAUCGCUUCAUCGCGGUAACGAAGCCGUUACGAUAUCCGUCCCUCGUCAAUCGGAAGCGUGCGAUCACCAUUAUGGUAUCGCAAACCAUAGGAACGUUUAUCAUAUUGUUCUUUGUUCUGUAUUUCGCCGGCGAUCGGUUCAACAUCAUCGUUUAUCGUGAGUUCGGCAUCUGCCUAGUGGACUUUUCCGAGCCUUACUUCGCACCUUACGCAAUCUUCAGUUUUGCUAUUUCUAUGUGGAUGUACGCCCUCUUGCUCCUUGUUUUUUACACGGUGAUGCUACAGAUAGUUCGGCGUCAUGCUCGAACUAUCGCUAACCAAGCAGCAAUGGCAACGGUAAUUGCUUCUAACACGCGAUCUGAAUCGGAAGUGCGCACCGCAGAAGACUUUCAACACGAUAUCGAGCGCGCGGAGAAACUCGCCCGUAAUAUGCGUCAUCGCGGGCUACUGAAAUCAGUGCUGCUAACGGUAUCGAUCGCUGGUGCUUUCUAUAUCGCUUGGUUGCCGUUUACGAUUUGUGAAGUGGUGGCGGCAGUGCGCGGUAGAAGGAUACAUUUAAACAUCAUGGAGGUCGCGUCUAGAUUAACGUUGUGCAAUGGUUGGAUGAAUACUGUGAUUUAUUUACUUCUUAAACAAAGUUAUCGAAAUGCCUUGGUUGACUUUGUUCGUCGGACACGGCCUAGAUUGUGGGAUUAAACCUUGAAAAGCCGAAGUUUCAUAAUCGUCUUUAUCAAGCUUGAAAUCCACGAUUUGUUUUAUUUAUGAUAACAAGUUUGAGUAAAGUAAUUACGUAAAUAUAACCAUAGCUAAUAUCUACAUCAUGUUUAUCACAGCAUUUGAUCAUAUCACUGAUUAAUUUAUGUUUCUAAAAUGCAAAAUUUUGGUGCAAUAUUUGAGCCUUUUAUUUAUGUGUCACUGAGCAAAACAGUUUUCACAUUUGAUUAUAGCUGGACCAACAGAAAUAUGAUUGAAUUGGAAACGAAAUUUAGCUCGCAGAUAACUGAUGACCCUUCUCUGACAUGAAAAGGCAUUUACGAUAAACUAAUUGAGUGGUAACAAGCUGUUCAUAAUAAUCUAUAUAACUUUAGCUGGGCUAAAACUUGUCUAGUUGAUGUCCGUUUAUACUUUUUUUCUUCUUCAAUCAUCAAUCGCUGAAGGGCGCUCGGAGUCGGGGCUUUUAGGGCAUUUCCCUAGUGGUUUAUUCGAAACAUCGAAUGGCUUACAUCUCAAUCCCGUCAUUUUAAAGCCCCUCUAAGUGUUGGGAGCCCAAGAUUCGCCAAACAAUUUGAUGGCAAAAUGUCACUUGAAUUGUAUCAAAAUGUGAAAGAGGAUGUAAUUGAAGACCCACGUGUGCAAAGAUUUCCCCAAAAGAAAUUUGAAGACAACUAUUUUCUUUCAUCAAUAUUUGACUUCAAACACUUU
Strongylocentrotus purpuratus (purple sea urchin) is the source of this 2332-nucleotide messenger RNA. RefSeq names its product beta-3 adrenergic receptor. Gene Ontology annotation, molecular function: G protein-coupled receptor activity. Bases 539 to 1606 code for a protein of 355 amino acids. The record is from RefSeq and is a predicted model, not a curated record. NCBI's taxonomy places the organism in Eukaryota, Metazoa, Echinodermata, Echinoidea, Camarodonta, Strongylocentrotidae. Gene Ontology annotation, cellular component: membrane. The transcript is spliced from 2 exons. Gene Ontology annotation, biological process: G protein-coupled receptor signaling pathway.